GUCAAGCACACAACAGAAGUAAAUUUAGAGAAUGAGAACGGGCAGGCUUACUUCUUUGGUGUUGACCGCUAUUGUUGGUCUUCUAGGCCUGAUAGGCGCCACUCAAGCUCAGUUACAGCUUGGUUUCUAUGCCAAAAGCUGCCCAAACGCUGAGAAGAUUGUGCUGGAUUUCGUUCAUCAGCAUAUCCAUAAUGCCCCUUCAUUGGCAGCAACUUUCAUAAGAAUGCACUUCCAUGAUUGCUUUGUUAGGGGUUGUGAUGGGUCUGUGCUUAUAAACUCCACUUCAAAUAACCAAGCUGAGAAGGAUUCUCCUCCAAAUCAAACACUAAGAGGGUUUGACUUCAUUGAUAGAGUUAAAAGCUUACUUGAAGCUGAAUGCCCUGGAGUGGUCUCUUGCGCAGAUGUUCUUUCCUUGGUUACUAGAGAUUCCAUUGUAGCCACUGGAGGUCCUUACUGGGAAGUUCCGACUGGCCGGAGGGAUGGAGUGAUCUCAAGGUCAUCAGAAGCCCUGGCUAACAUUCCUCCUCCUUUUGGAAACCUUUCAACACUCCAAAGACUGUUCGAAGACCAAGGCCUUGAUCUGAAAGACUUGGUAUUACUAUCUGGCGCUCACACAAUCGGCAUAGCACACUGCUCAUCAUUCAGAAACCGACUGUACAAUUUCACCGGCGUAGGAGACCAAGAUCCCUCUCUGGAUCCAAGAUACGCCGCUAACCUGAAGGCCAACAAAUGCAAAACUCCGACCGACAACAGCAAGGUGGAGAUGGACCCUGGAAGCCGCAACACUUUCGAUCUUAGCUACUACUCUCUUCUUCUCAAAAGAAGAGGGCUUUUCGAAUCCGAUUCUGCUCUCACUAAAGGCGCAACUACAUUGGGCCUAGUUCAGAAACUUGUUCAAGGACCCAUUGAAGAGUUCUUCUCUGAAUUUGCAGCAUCCAUUGAAAAAAUGGGGCGGAUUAAAGUGAAGACUGGAACUGAGGGUGAAAUCAGAAGGAGAUGCGCCGUCGUGAAUGGUUGAUAGAUUCCAAAUUACAGUUCAUGAUUUCUUGCAACCUUUGAUUUUGUGUUCUUCCAUGUGCUUAGUUGGGAAUUUUUCCUUUUUUCUUGGGGAGAUUUGUGGCUUCAAUAAUUGUAAUUCCAUUGCAAUGUUCUUUCUUUCUU
Messenger RNA from Cucurbita maxima (winter squash), 1161 nucleotides. Its product is annotated as peroxidase 3-like. NCBI's taxonomy places the organism in Eukaryota, Viridiplantae, Streptophyta, Magnoliopsida, Cucurbitales, Cucurbitaceae. Bases 32 to 1018 code for a protein of 328 amino acids. Gene Ontology annotation, cellular component: plant-type cell wall; plasmodesma. The transcript has 4 exons. The record is from RefSeq and is a predicted model, not a curated record. Gene Ontology annotation, molecular function: heme binding; peroxidase activity. Gene Ontology annotation, biological process: response to oxidative stress; hydrogen peroxide catabolic process.